AUGGGCGAGCCAACACUCAAGACGCUCCUCACGGCUGGUAAUGCGCUCCUGGAGCCACCAAACCCGCUCCCAUCGGCCCCACCAGCGCUCCUCCAGCGCCUAAAGGCCUCUGGCGAGCUACUCCCAUGGCGUGAACGCCCAGGAUGGACUGAGGACCUCGAACUAGAGGAGAUCGGUGAUGACGACACAGACCCGGCGAAGCGCAAGAAGCGCCGUGACGCACUAGUGAUGCUCGUUGGCCAGCGCUCACUCGAUCUCCUCGUCGCUAUGCAGGGCGUGCUGGUCAAAGAGUUCUGGCCGGCCGAGCACAAGGACGGCCUGGUCGAGAAGGACUUUCUCCUUGGAACCGCGGACUUACGCCUCGUUCGCCUUCUACUGCAGCAUGCGCUCGUCUCAUACCUCCUCCCCCUCACGCUAGCCUAUGUUGCGGGCCUGCGUUCCCGUGCGGCUGUCGACGCCCGCCUCCCUGCGGCAGUGAGCACCUUCCUCUCACUUACCGAUACGCCUUCCCCGCCGAGCGGUGGGAGUACGCGUAUCCCACUCACGAACAUCACACAGUCCAUUCUCUCCUCAAACUUGCCACCGCUUAUGCUCGCGGCCAUCGCCGUGGGCUGGACACCGUCCGCCCCGCCCGCCACCUACUCCGGCCUGCGGGCACAGCUCCUCCACGCCCUCUCAGCGCUGUCGCCGACGCAGGCGAUGGGUGCGCUCAGCACUGCUCUCAAGAUCGUCGGCGCGGGCAAGUCUCGCCCUCCGAAGGGGUGGACACGCACGUGGCCGGCAUAUGUCGAGGGCACGCUUGGCACGCUGCUCAGCAAUCAGGUGUUGAGGGUGGGCGGGGUCAAGGCCGUGAUGGAGAAUGUGUUCGGCGAGGUUGGGAAUAUGUCGGGGGAGGGUGUCGACGGGCCCAAACUCGACCGCAUUGCCGGCCUUCUCUCCCGAAUCCCGCGUAACAGCUCGGCAGAGACGUACAUCGCCUACGUCCUCGAGACGCUGUUUGGGCUCAUGGGCGAGGCGGCCGCACCCCUGGUGUACAGUCAUACCGCGGCGUACGUGGUGCACCACCUCUGGGCGACGUCCCCAGUCGCCGUGGAAUGGCUCGAGCAGCACCUCCACAGCCCCUGGAACCCGAAGCCGGUGGAGGGCGUGGUCCUCCCAGCGGAUAGCGUGAGGUCCGCCGUGGCUGCUGCGGCUCGGCUCGUACUCCACGCUCCACCAUCGCCCGAGUUCACGAACUUUGUCAUUGGCCCGAUCCUACCUCAGACAUUUGCGUUGUACGUUCUCCUCAAGCCGGCUCAGCCAACGAUGCUCUCCAAAGCAAAGGAGAAGGAUAAGGAGAGUGGCCUUGCCGCCGACGUCCAGCUUCUUCUAACAUCGUGGGGCAAGCUCGUAGGCAAGGAUGACGCCGUCAAAGGUAUCUGGUCUAUCAUUAUGGGUGGCCACGGAUGGCCCACCUCAGAAACGGGGGAGGUCAUGCAUUGGCAGAAGGCCGACGACGGCGCCGAGUUAGUCUACGGCUACCCGCACUCUGAUGUCCCCUUGCAGACGGAUGCAAUGGACGUCGACGACCUCCAGCUCGGCGACCUCGACCUUGCACCUGACCCCGUGGUACUGGCGGGCGCCUUAAAGGAUUUCGGACGCGCUGACGUGUCGUCCGAGGUCUUCCUGCGCGUAUUGGACGAAUGGCGCGUGCGCGCGUCGACUGACAGCGAUCCGCUAAAGUCACUCCUCUUCCUCCGCCUCACCCUGUCUAUGAUGGAAACACUUGGAGACAAGGUACUCGCGGAUCCGCAGCACGUGCUGGCGUUCGUCGAGGGCGUGCUUAACGACGAGGCGACGUCACUGCCCGAGACAAAGCCGCUUAUCCAGGAGGUCGGCGAUGAGGAUGUGGAAAUCCCGGAUCUUACAGAGGAGGGUGUCGAACAGCUUGGCCUUCUGGAGACGGCCAUCAGCCUACUCCUCGCGACACUCGAGAACGAAAACAUCACCUUUGCCACUAGUCCGAUUCUGCACCCCAUCUCUGCUCACCUUUCUGCGCUCGAAUCCGCAUCAUCAGCACAUGUACGGCAACUUGCACGUGAAGCGACACUCGUCCUCCUCGUCCGGCGCUCCGCUUCUCUCUCAGCCGGUGGACAGGUAUCUGAGUCGGUCGCGACAUACCGCCGCGCCCUCACGCUCAUUGCCGACCCCAUUCUACCAGUGCGCGCACACGGCCUCGUCCUUCUUCGCGAGCUCGUCUUCCGGCCUGACUACGAUACCGCACUUACUCCUGCAAUCUUGGACGUGUACAUGCAAGCGCUCCAGGACGCGGACAGCUACAUCUACCUCAAUGCGGCGAAGGGGCUGGCAGCUAUGGCCGACGCGCUAGGGAAGGAGAUCCUUCGAGCCCUUAUCCGUGUUUACGGUGGCGGGAUGGAAGGGAUGGACAAGCGCCUCCGCAUCGGCGAAGCACUUGAGAUGGUGAUCAAGCGCGCGGGCAAGGCAUUCGCGGCAAACGUCGGCAUCGUCGUGCCCCCGCUCAUGGGCGUGUUCCGCGACGCUGGGGCACCGACUGUACUGCGCACCUCAGCUCUAUCGCUGCUCUCGACAGCCGCAGAGGAGGACCAUCUCGCCCUCCUUCCUUGGGCAGCUGAACUCGCAUCCGCAGCGGUGGACCUGGUUCAGAUCGAGAGCGUGACUGCUUCGCCGUUUAAGCCUUCCAAGGCGGAGCCGGAACCGAAACCCAAGCCAAAAGUCAUGCUCGUCGAGGACGAUGAGCCCGAGCCUGAGUCUGAGCCACAAGAGCAGGGACCUCGUACUAUUGAUGCGGACCCUACUGCUGCAGACGCGAAGCAUCCUGCCCUCCGGCGUGCCGCGCUCGUGUUCCUCGGCCUGCUGGCCGCGUCCCUCAUCGAGGCCACCCAGGCGACUCAGCAAGAGAGCGGAGAAUUUAAGCUCCGUCUGCCGGGCCAAGUACAUCCCGAGAAGAAGCGUAACGUGACCCUGGACAAGAGGGUGCUCGACCGAGCGGUUACGGUGUUGAGAUAUGUGGCCGGGACCGAUGUGGACGAGGUCACGCGCGGACAGGCUGCGUCUCGCCGAAUUCGCAUGCUUCUCUCGGCGUUCCCGUUCGCCGUUACCCACACAUCAUCGACUACCAUGCAGAACCUCGGGCGAUACAUUGUUCCCCUCGCGCUUGGCGCAGCAGUCAUCGACAGCUCGCUGUACGAUGUGCCGGGAGGCUAUCGGGCUGUCAUGUUCGACCGCUUUACCGGUGUCAAGCCGACGUCGACCGGCGAGGGUACACACCUCCUCAUCCCCGGGCUGCAGCGCGCGAUCCUGUUCGACUGCCGUAUCAAGCCGAGGAACAUCUCGACCACGACCGGCUCGAAGGACAUGCAGAUGGUGUCUCUCACCCUCCGUGUUAUGAGCCGCCCGGACCUCAACGCGCUCCCGCUCAUCUACCAGAACCUCGGUCUCGACUACGACGAGCGUGUGCUCCCGUCCAUCGGUAACGAGGUGCUCAAGGCGACUGUUGCACAGUUUGACGCCUCGGAGCUCAUCACGAACCGUGAGAUUGUGUCGGCGCGUAUCCGUGACGACCUCCUCAACCGUGCCAAGGAAUUCCACAUCCAGCUCGAGGAUGUGUCGAUCACGCACAUGACCUUCGGCAAGGAGUUCACCACCGCCGUCGAGCAGAAGCAGAUCGCACAGCAGGACGCUGAGCGUGCCAAGUUCGUCGUCGAGAAGGCCGAGCAGGAGCGCCAGGCCUCCGUCAUCCGCGCUGAGGGUGAGGCCGAGGCUGCCUCCACCAUCAGUGCGGCCCUUAGCAAGGCUGGUGACGCCUUCGUUCAGUUCAAGAAGAUUGAGACGGCGCGCGACAUUGCCCAGUCCCUCUCGCAGAACCGGAACGUGGCGUACGUGCCUGCGCAGAACGGCAACCUGCUGCUCCAGGUGCCUCCGCAGCCGCCCGUCGUGUAG
Molecule: messenger RNA, 3960 nt
Organism: Cutaneotrichosporon cavernicola
Lineage: Eukaryota; Fungi; Basidiomycota; Tremellomycetes; Trichosporonales; Trichosporonaceae
Exons: 8
Coding region: 1-3960 (1319 amino acids)
Biological process (GO): mitochondrion organization
Cellular component (GO): membrane; mitochondrion
Source: RefSeq, a predicted model, not a curated record